Molecule: messenger RNA, 2555 nt
Organism: Etheostoma cragini (Arkansas darter)
Lineage: Eukaryota; Metazoa; Chordata; Actinopteri; Perciformes; Percidae
Gene: camk1da
Product: calcium/calmodulin-dependent protein kinase 1Da
Exons: 11
Coding region: 256-1833 (525 amino acids)
Biological process (GO): peptidyl-serine phosphorylation
Cellular component (GO): intracellular anatomical structure; cytoplasm
Molecular function (GO): ATP binding; calcium/calmodulin-dependent protein kinase activity; calmodulin binding
Source: RefSeq, a predicted model, not a curated record
AGAGAGAGAGAGAGAGAGCGAGAGAGACGAGGAGGGAGACACUGAGGCAGCAGGGACACGGUAACCUGCAAGAGGACUCAGAUGGUCCUGCAGCAGAGGAGCACAGACUACCGGGACACCCCACACCUCUUAACGUCACAUUCAGUUCGGCGUAUUCCACUUUUUUCAGAUAACGUUAACGUUACUCCUCCGUUUGUAUUCUAUUUGUUUCUCGCAGCCCAGUGUCGGUCGGACUUGGGCCGGUAAAGCAGCGCCAUGGCUCGGGAGAACGGAGACACCGGCAGAGGAGAGACGUGGAAAAAACAAGUCGACGACAUCAAGAAGAUUUUUGAUUUCAAAGAAGUCCUCGGCACAGGAGCGUUUUCUGAGGUGGUCUUGGCCCAGGAGAAGCUGACCGGACGGAUGUUUGCGGUGAAGUGCAUCCCUAAGAAGGCUCUGAAGGGGAAAGAGAGCAGCAUCGAGAAUGAGAUCGCUGUGCUGAGGAAGAUAAAGCAUGAGAACAUUGUGGCACUGGAGGACAUCCAUGAGAGCCCUGACCACCUCUACCUGAUCAUGCAGCUGGUGUCUGGCGGAGAACUGUUUGACAGAAUCGUGGAAAAAGGUUUCUACACUGAGAAGGAUGCGAGCACGCUGAUCCGACAAGUCCUGGACGCUGUGAACUACCUGCACAAGAUGGGCAUCGUACACCGAGACCUGAAGCCAGAGAACUUGCUGUAUUUUAAUCCCCAAGACGAGUCAAAGAUCAUGAUCAGCGACUUUGGUCUUUCCAAGAUGGAGGGCAGCGGUGAUGUCAUGUCCACUGCCUGCGGCACACCUGGAUAUGUGGCUCCAGAGGUUCUUGCCCAGAAGCCGUACAGUAAGGCGGUGGACUGCUGGUCCAUUGGAGUGAUUGCCUACAUCCUGCUGUGUGGUUACCCUCCGUUCUACGAUGAAAACGACUCCAAGCUGUUUGAACAGAUCCUGAAAGCCGACUACGAGUUUGACGCACCCUACUGGGACGACAUAUCAGACUCAGCCAAGGAUUUCAUUGGCAGUCUGAUGGAGAAAGAUCCAGCCAAGCGUUUCACCUGCGAUCAGGCACUCAGACACCCCUGGAUCGCCGGGGAUACAGCCCUCUGCAAGAACAUCCAUGAGUCAGUCAGCCGACAGAUCAAAAAGAACUUCGCCAAGAGCAAAUGGAGGCAAGCGUUUAAUGCCACCGCCGUGGUUCGGCACAUGAGGCGACUGCAGCUUGGCAGCAGCAUGGGGAGCAGCAUGGACGCCUCCAACCCGCCGACCAGGCCGAGCCAGACGCAGAGGCCGGCCCCGAGCCAGGCGGGCCAGAACCAGCCAGCUCAGAUCCAAAACACCGGCCAGGCGGCGCAGAGCCAGAGCGCCAACACAGCCGCCAGCAAAAGCUCUUCCACAGACAACAACAUAGCAGCUCCCCGCAAGGAAUGUGAAGCUGAACCGGCCACAUCCCGCCGCGGUCGCCGCGCCGGUGCUCACGGAGACCAAGUGACGCCAGGUCCCGCGGGGAACCAGCUGGGAGGCCACGGCGCUGUGAGGCAGAGAGACGGGAAGAGACGGAGGACGACUGGAGAGGAAGAGGAUCCCCUCCCUCCCCCCCCCAGCCCUCUUCUUCUUCGUUUCGCCCUCUCCUCACUGCAUUUCUACUGGGAUGCGCCACAUCCCCGCCCCCACCCCGCCCCCCCAGCAAGUUCCCCGCACUGCUCCCGGGAGAGCAGAGGACUUUACCUCUGCCCCACCGACACAAGCCACACGGCGCCGUACUGUAUGUUCGCCCGCCAAUCAAACAGACGCCGUGUAGGAUUCCUCCUGACUCUUCAUUGAGGAAGUCCGUACGGCCGUCUGUGAUUGGUUGCUGUUUAAUGAUAAAUGGGGUGUCGACUGCUGCGAGCUGAAGCAGUUAAUUGUUGGUUCCCGGUGGGGCCGUUGGUAUCAUAUUAUUCAAUGUCAGUCAACAUCAACUUCCCUCUUGAAUCUGGUCUUUCCUUCGACACUUUAUUUUAUUAUUUUUAAUUAAUUAAUUAGGUUUGACUGUUGACACCUGGAUUGCUUUUUUUUAUUAUUACUGUUAAUGUUAAAGGUGGUAUGUGUAACGUUUAAAAAGCAAACCCAUUGUUGUCAAUUUGAUAGUGCUACUUUGGUAUGAUUACUGGAAAAUAACACGACCAUCGCAGAGACGAUUAGUCUCUGCCCAACCAGCAGAUUACCUCCAAAUCUGACCUGGUGACGGAGGCUGAUAGGUCUUCCUAGUGAUGGUCUGAUUAAUUUACACUAAUUGAACUAAUGUAGCAAUCUGAUGUGACAAGGAUGUCAUGUGAAAACGCUACAUAUUGCACCUUUGAGACAUGUUAUGUUAUGUCCUUAUGGGCUUGUUUGUCUGUUUGUGCUUUAUUAAGUGCUUUAAAAGUACCAUAUGACUGUUGAGAUGGGGAAACAUGACUAAGCGCUUUAUGUAUUUUGCACAAAGAGGGUCAGAGACAGAUUAGCCGCCAUCCACCUAUGUUUAUCAGAGAGUAGAGAUUGUAAAUCUUUAUAUAUAUUUAAAA